GCAGCUGGCCGACGACACGUCCAGCAGUAUCUCACACCAGCCCGCCCACCCUUUGCUAAGUAUACCAUUUCUAUUCUCUGUGUCCACCUCUCCUAUCGAACAACUCAUUACCAUGGCUCCUUCACGCGUCUCUCCAUCCCCAGACUCCACCUCCGCUGGCCUCACAGCCGACCGGAAACAGUUCUGGCACGAAAAUGGCUAUCUCCUCAUACCCGACGCUCUCACUCCUAAACAAGUCUCUACCCUCCUCUCCGAAUCCCAACGCAUGCUCUCCGACUUCGACCUCUCCACCCAUCCCAUGACCCGCUUCAGCACAGGCGAAAAGUCCUCCCACGUGGGCGAUGACUACUUCCUCACCUCUGGUGACAAGGUACGAUUUUUCUUCGAAGAAGACGCCUUCGAUCCUGCAACGAACGCUCUCUCGAAACCGAAAGAGAAAGCAAUCAACAAGAUUGGCCACUAUCUUCACGAGCUCAACCCACACUUCAAAUCCAUUUCAAUCAACUCUGCCAACGCGGCGAUUGCGCGCGAUCUGGGCUUCGAAGAUCCCAGAGUGUUGCAAAGCAUGGUGAUCUGCAAACAGCCUGAAAUCGGAGGCGCAGUACCUCCGCAUCAGGAUAGCGUGUUUCUGUACACGAAUCCGCCGUCUGCAGUGGGGUUCUGGUAUGCGUUGGAAGAUUGCACAGUAGAGAACGGAUGUUUGAGUUUCGCGCCGGGCUCGCAUAGGAGAGCGCCAAUCAAGCAGAGGUUUGUGAGGAAACAGGACAACAGCGGGACGGAGUUUGCCGCGAAUGAGAAUGGCGAGGAAUGGCCGAGGGAAUUCGAGAAGCAGGAUGGUGUAGGUCAAGACCAAGAGGAGUAUGUGCUCGGAGAAGUGAAGGCGGGCACACUAGUGUUGAUCCACGGGAAUAUCCUACACAAGAGCGAGAGGAAUUUGAGUCAGAAAGGGAGGAUGAUCUACACGUUCCAUAUGAUCGAGGGUGGGAAUAAGUACGACGAAAGGAAUUGGUUGCAGCCGCCUGAGGGUGGCUUCACAGCGCUGAACCAGUCGCUGGAAGCAUAAGUGCAGACACGUGCGGGGUUAGGAGAAAUGAGCACACGACAGUAGGUACAACAGUAGGUACGACUUAAUGCGGAAUGAGACAUGACACGAGACCAUGGCUCCAGGAUGAACCGGGUCGGGAGCAGUUGGUUUUUUGCCUACAUCUAGGCCCGUCCAGAUGCGUCUUCGCACCGUGCACAGGCUUUCGAAUUGGUCACAGCUAUCCAUCUCGCUUCUCUGCAACACACCGAAGCGUUUUAUCCGGCCACAAAAUCUCAAGCCACUGGCGACGACAUGCUAUGCCAAACCACCGUCGAGCACACAGUUCCAAAUGAGGCAACUCAAUGGUCCAUACCCCGUCACCAGUGCACCUAGACGUCCAAAAACAGAGCUAGGCUGCUUCUUGGCAAUGCCAUAGCCAAAUCGCCGGCCAUACAUUCACCACUAUCUUCGGAGAGAAGGACGUUGGCUGCGCACGUGAGCACCAGCAAGCAAAGACGAUGGCCACGACAGAGCAACAACGGGGAGGCUGCGAGCGACUAUAUAUGCUGGUGCACGAGCCUGGAUGAAGGUGAAAAACCAAAACAGACAAUUCCACAGUUCAUCUUCCAUCCUCA
This is a messenger RNA of Cercospora beticola, 1659 nucleotides long. Its product is annotated as phytanoyl-CoA dioxygenase family protein. NCBI's taxonomy places the organism in Eukaryota, Fungi, Ascomycota, Dothideomycetes, Mycosphaerellales, Mycosphaerellaceae. The record is from RefSeq and is a predicted model, not a curated record.